GGUCUUCCAGGGUUGGGAAUCAAUAUGAAUACGCCCGCGAAGCGCGCUCGUCGCUGAAUUGUCCGCUUGCACGCGAAAAUCCCGGCCACGCGAGAGUCGCGCGGGAAGGCAGAGCGUAGAUUCCGCACUUUCGCGCGAGCUGUCAGCUGUCAGCUGUCAUCUGUCAUCCGUCACCGCGGCCGGAACGAACGGAGAGGUCAAGAAGUCGGUCGACGCUCAUUCUCCCGCGAAUAUAUAUCUCUUCCCCGGACGCGAUCCAGUUGCACGCGAGACGUGACACGAGCAGGGGUGAUAGUUUCUAAUUCCUCGUCGAUUACGACCUUGGAGAUACGACGAAGAAGGCUCGCAGGUGGAGAGAGAGAGAGAGAGAGCACCACGGAAAGCGAUCGGGCAACGUGGAGGAUCCUUGAAUCGAGGAUUUCGAGGAAAAUAGGAGAUUGACAUCGUGGAAUCUUAAUUCUUCGAGAAGUGGAGUAAGGACGAGGAAGAGUUUGUGACGUUUGUCGCGAAGCCCAAAAGAAAGAGAGAAAGAGAGACAGGUAGAAAGAUAGGGUUCGAUUAAUCGGACGACGAGGUCAAUUCGACGAUGGCAGUGAGCGCUUUCUCGACGUCAUUACCUACCACCGAUUUUGCCACUACGUGUCCCACUACACCCGCGCUCUGGACCGAGGCGUCUCUACCGCCCGAAGAAGAGGAGGAGAACGUCCUGCACAUCGGCGGGAUCUUCCCCAUCGCCGGCGAGGGCGGCUGGCAGGGCGGCCAGGCUUGCAUGCCAGCUGCGCGUUUGGCCUUAGAGGACGUUAAUCGCGAAAAGAACUUGUUACACGGAUAUAGACUGCACCUUCAUUCCAACGAUAGCGAGUGCGAACCCGGUCUCGGCGCAUCCGUGAUGUACAACUUACUGUACUUUCCACCCUAUAAAUUAAUGCUGUUAGCCGGUUGCAGCACGGUCUGCACCACGGUCGCCGAGGCAGCCAAGAUGUGGAAUUUAGUGGUGCUCUGUUACGGUGCUUCGUCGCCAGCGUUGUCCGACCGAAAUCGAUUCCCGACUCUCUUCAGGACUCAUCCUUCCGCCACGGUGCACAACCCGACGAGAAUUAAAUUGCUGCAAAAGUUUGGCUGGUCACGGGUGGCGAUAUUACAGCAAGCCGAAGAAGUGUUCAUAUCAACGGUCGAAGAUCUAGAAUCUCGGUGUAAAGAAGCUGGGAUAGAGAUAGUCACUCGUCAAAGCUUCUUAUCGGAUCCAACGGACGCGGUGAAGAAUCUACGACGUCAGGAUGCACGAGUAAUCGUCGGAUUGUUCUAUGUGGUGGCCGCAAGGCGCGUACUCUGCGAGCUCUAUCAUCAGAAACUGUACGGCAAGACCUACGUAUGGUUCUUCAUCGGCUGGUACGAGGACGACUGGUUCGAGAUCAAUCUGGAGAAAGAGGGUAUCACCUGCACGAAGGAGCAGAUGCGACAGGCAGCCGAGGGACACCUGACCACCGAGGCGCUCAUGUGGAAUCAAAAUAACGACACGACAAUCAGCGGCAUGACGGCCGAGGACUUCCGAAAGAGAUUGAACAAACUGUUGCAGGACGACGGUUACGAAAUAGACAAGAAUCGAUAUCCUGAAGGAUAUCAAGAGGCGCCUCUCGCCUACGACGCGGUCUGGUCCGUCGCGUUAGCGUUUAAUAGAACCAUGGAGAGACUAAACAAGAUGGGAAACAGCUUGAAGAACUUUACAUACAGUAACAAAGAGAUUGCCGAUGAGAUAUAUGCGGCGGUGAACUCGACCCAAUUUCUCGGUGUUUCCGGAGUCGUGGCGUUCAGCUCGCAGGGCGACAGGAUCGCUCUGACGCAGAUCGAGCAAGUGAUCGAUGGAAAGUACGUUAAGUUAGGAUAUUACGAUACGCAAAGUGACAAUCUGACAUGGCGAAAUCUGGAGCGAUGGAUCGGUGGGAAGGUGCCGCAAGACAGAACGAUAAUAAGAACCGUUUUGAGAACGGUGUCACUGCCCUUAUUUAUAAGUAUGGCGACCUUGGCGGCGCUCGGUAUCGUGAUAGCCAUCGGAUUGAUCGUAUUUAACGUCUAUAAUAGACACCGAAGAGUUAUAUAUUCGUCUCAUCCUACCGCCAACACGAUAAUGCUUCUGGGAAUAAUAGGCUGCUUCUUGGCCGUGUUGUGCAUAGGGAUCGACGGUAGGUUCGUGACACCGUGGCAGUUUUUGAUAAUCUGUCAAGCUAGAGCGUGGACGAUGUCGGUCGGCUUCACUCUUGCGUUCGGCGCUAUGUUUAGUAAAGUUUGGAGAGUCCAUCGACUCUCUACAAAGGCCAAAGCCGAUCAGGGAAAAUCAUUGACGGCUAAACAAAAAGUUUCGUCUAUACAGAAGAAGAUUGAGCCGUGGAAGCUGUACAUUAUGCUGAGCGGAUUGCUGUCGGUGGAUAUCAUCCUCCUUGUCACUUGGCAGAUGGUUGAUCCGUUGCGUAGAAGAAUCGAAACCUUUUCGCUGGAGCUGCCUCCUUAUGGAGACGAGGAUGCAAUGAUCAAGCCCGAAUUGGAACAUUGUGAGAGCGAUAACAACAGCUUGUGGCUCGGCUUGAUCUACGGCUACAAGGGCAUUGUCCUAGCUUUCGGGCUCUUUCUAUCUUACGAGACGAGAAGCCUCAAAAUCAAACUGAUCAACGAUUCCAGAUACGUGGGCAUGUCGAUAUAUAAUAUCGUAGUUCUGUGUCUAAUAACGGUACCCGUGGUAAUGGUCAUCUCUAGCCAACAGGACGCGAGUUACGCCUUCUCAGCGUUGGCCACUAUCUUUUGUUGCUUCCUCAGCAUGGCGCUCAUCUUUGUGCCGAAGGUGAUCGAGGUGAUUAGGCAUCCCAGAGACAAGUCCGAGUCGAGAUACAACCCGGACGGCGCGGUGUCCAAGGAGGAGGAGGAGAAGUAUCAAAAACUACUCAACGAAAACGAUGAGCUUCAGAAGCUCAUCGCUUCGAAGGAGGAAAAGAUCCAAGUCAUCAAGCAGAAACUGGCGGAGCGCGAUGCCUUGAAGGGAACCGGAACGACGAGUCGUUGCAGACAAGGUCAACCGAAGCAAUCCUUUAUCGUUACCGAUUAUCCGACCGGCGAGGGGACGUCGGACAGUGCUAUCGGUGGGGGUAUUUCCAUUUGUACAAAAUCCUCUCGCGCUUCCGCUUCUGAUGUUGAGUUUUCAGAGACGUACUUAUAAUCUCUCCGCAAAUACGAGUAAAAUCAUGCUGUCAUCUUUACCGGACGUCUUUUCGCGCGACCGCGCGAUAUACAUUUGGGACCUAAAGUUCUUUUCACUUCAAGCUCUCGAUGAUUAUCGUUUACGCUUCGCUUUUAAAAAUUUUGUGAUCGAACGUAUUUCCAAUUUAUUAUUUGUCGUAAGUAUCGAUGGGUACGUACUUUUCCGUUUUUUCAUAAUGCACUCAUGGGACAAUGUCUCGUUGCAAAAAUGAACAGUGUAUUACAACGUGACGAUGAAACAUCGACUAUAUUUGCACAAUGAAAUAUGAAACAAAAACCGACAGGAGAGCACGUCUUUUUUUUACGCAAUUUCAGCGCACAAUAAAUUAUUGUAUUGUCUUGUCUUUAUUGAUACGGUUACACAAAAGUGAACGACAAAAAGUAAUCUGUAUUAAUACAAUAACGAAAUGAUAACGAAGGAAAUGUUAGUGUCAUAAAUGUUAGUUCUAAUUGUUUAGAGAAUUUUUUCGGUAGAUAAUAUUCGGUAGAUAUUUUUCGGUAAAUAAUCUCGUAUAGUACAUCGCUUUUGUAAGAACGUACAUUAUAGUUUUAUAGUUGUUAGCGUAACUUCUUUAAAUGUUAAAAUACACAAUAAGUGUCGUUGAUACGAUAACUUAGUGACUCUUUCGUCUAAUAAACAAAUUAGUAAUUUCGCGCGUAUAUAUUUAAAUACGAGAAAUGCAAUCGAAAGAAAAUCAGGCCUAUGUAAAAGCUGGCCCUAUCUUUUGGAUGAUACACAGACACACAUACAAUGAAUGUGUUCUUUUUUCUAUAAUUAUAUGUUAUAUUUAUAUAUAGUCCGUUUUUCCCGUUUAAAAAUUAACUGUUUUAUAGAUAGAUAUAUACACAUAUAUAUUGAAUGUUUGUGAGAGUUUAUCAGGUGCAUUUUUUAGCACUGUGAGAAAGUAUUCAACCAUAUUCUUAGCGUCAUACAAUCUUACCCUAUGGACCAAGUUAUCCCAUGGAAUAACGUUUUCAGGGACAGAGCUUUUGAGUAUUUUAUAUCUUAACUUUUAACUUUUUAUCGAAAGAAAGAAAAUAUAC
This is a messenger RNA of Nylanderia fulva, 4290 nucleotides long. RefSeq names its product gamma-aminobutyric acid type B receptor subunit 1 (gene GABA-B-R1). Gene Ontology annotation, cellular component: membrane; G protein-coupled receptor heterodimeric complex. The record is from RefSeq and is a predicted model, not a curated record. Gene Ontology annotation, biological process: G protein-coupled receptor signaling pathway; gamma-aminobutyric acid signaling pathway. Gene Ontology annotation, molecular function: G protein-coupled GABA receptor activity. NCBI's taxonomy places the organism in Eukaryota, Metazoa, Arthropoda, Insecta, Hymenoptera, Formicidae.